CAUUGCUAGCCUCAUGUCUAUGUUAGUUGAGUACCUGAUGGUAGACAAUUGUCGCAUUGUUCUACAUUAAUUUCGGCAGUCAUGAAGUCGCUGUUGAGCUAUUUUUCAAAAAAGAAGGAGGAAACAGUACGAAGUGUCAAUAUUAACGACUACCAAGACACCUCCUUCAUUACAAACAAUGUCAGAACCACAAAGUAUACGCUAUAUUCAUUUCCAUUCAAAAAUCUUUUUGAACAACUUCAUGAACCUUCGAAUCUUUAUUUUGUCUUCAUUGCGAUUCUGCAGUUGAUACCAAAGAUAUCGUCAACUCAUGGUAUACCGAUUAUGCUACUGCCACUGUCUAUUGUCAUGUUAGGAAAUGCUGCUAAAGAUGCAUAUGAAGAUUAUAGGAGGUACCUAAAUGAUAACGAGGUUAAUUACAGUAUUGCUAACGUUGUCAUGAACCCAAAGCUUACCAAACAUGAUGAGACAAUAAAGUAUGAAAAGCCAGCUAACGCAGAUGCGGAUAUUGUCAAUGCUGUUGAGAAGAAGUUGAUUGUAAAUGCAAAGUGGCAAGCAUUGGAAGUAGGAGAAAUCGUUGUGUUACAAAAUGGUGAUACCAUACCAGCAGACAUGGUUCUCAUCGGUUCCUCAGAAAUUAAUGGUGUAGCUUUUGUUGAAACGUCAUGCCUAGACGGUGAAAGUAAUUUGAAGAAGAAGGAGGCUGUGCUUAAGCUUGCAGAAUAUCUAACAAGGGAUAUCAACACCACCCUAAACAAAGUGCAGAACAUUACCGGCAGGCUAACGUGUGAACCACCAAACCAGAAUUUGAUCACAUUCGAUGGGUCACUCCACUACAAAAUCCAAGAUCCGGAAUAUACGAACCAAUCCAAAUCGAAGACUAAAGCUGAAGUGACCGCGCCAUCCGCUAAACGUUCAACUGGUGAUAAAUUAGAUCAAUUUGGCUACACAGAAACGUCUAUAUCAAUGCUCCAACUUUUACUCAGGGGAUGUAAAUUGCGUAAUACGAAAUGGGCAAUCGGUAUCAUUGUAUACAGCGGUCAUGAAACCAAAAUAUACAAAAACAUACCCAGUACCCCUCACAAAGUUAGCAAUUUAAGUAAGAUCAUGGUCCGUCUAACUUUCAUUGUAUGGGUUGUCCAAAUUGUAUUCUGCUCCAUUGCAGCUAUAUGGACGAUAUAUCGACAUUAUUACCAAAUGGAUCAACAGAUGCCGUACUUAACAAGCAAGGGAGAUGACCAUUCAAUGUUGUACGUCUUCACAGUCUCAUUUUUCAGCUGGAUUGCCAUAUCAGCAACCUUUGUGCCAAUUAGUACCAUCGUUAGUAUGAAUGUCGCAAGGAUAGCUCAGGCAUUUUUCAUCAAUGCAGAUGCGGAUAUGUACUAUGACGAAUUGAAUAUGUACGCAGCUGCGAGGACGACCUCCUUAAAUGAGGACCUUGGACAAGUGCAUUACUUGUUUUCAGACAAAACAGGUACACUAACAUGUAACAAGAUGGUUUUCCGUAAGUUCGCAGCGGCAGGAAGAUCAUAUGGUAAGGGAUAUACCGAUAUUAGGAGGUUUGUACUGAGUCGGCAAGGUGCAAUUCUAGAACCGGAACCCGAAAAUCCUUACUACACUAAAGCAUCUCAUGUGAACCUAGUAGAUGAUGAACUAUUUAAACAACUCAAAACACCCAGUGAUCCAAGACAUACACAUUUAGUGGAAUUCUUCAUGCACCUUGUCUGUAACAAUGCGGUACUUACCGAUAUACAGGAAUCUGGUGAUGUGCAGUAUAAUUCACAAAGUCCUGAUGAACUGUGUUUUGUACAUGCCGCCAAAUUUGCUGAUUUCAAGCUUAUGGAUAAAACUAGCAAUUCCAUAACAUUGAGUGUAUUUGGGCGCAAAAUGCAUGUGCGCACUUUGGCUAAUAUAGAGUUUGAUUAUAUUAGGAGAUGUAGCUCGGCUAUUAUAGCCUUCCCUAAGGACCCAAAGACACACCUCGAGGACCCUGAUCUUAAUAAAUUCAGGAUCAUUCUGUUCUGUAAAGGUGGAGAUAACGUAAUGUUGAAUAAACUUAAAAAUAAGUCUGAAAUGGACAAAGACACAAUUUCACAUUGUGAACAAUAUUGUCGUGAUGGUCUGCGCACGUUGGUGUUUGCCAAACGUGAACUCACUACCCAAGAAUUCAAUGAUUGGAACCAAAAGUAUAUCGAAGCACAGGGAAAUAUUUUAAAUCGUGAAGAAUCGGUAGCCCGCUGUGCAACACUUAUAGAACAACAGCUAGAGCUACAAGGUAUAACUGGUAUUGAAGACAAGCUCCAAGAUGGUGUCGGCGAGGCAAUUGAACUCUUAGGCUAUGCUGGUAUCAAUGUUUGGAUGCUUACAGGUGAUAACCUUGAGACUGCCAUUAAUAUUGGUAUCGCAACAAACUUGCUGCGUAAUUUCUCGCAACGCAUUGAUCUACACUCAGGAGUAUGUCCAAAGGAACAAAUGGGUGCCAAGGUUCGUGAGUGGCUCAAUAAAGUAAAAUCUGGAUCUGAUAACGCCAUCCAUAGGUGUGUCGUUAUCGACGGUAUAGCGACUAACGAACUGACUAAAGAACACAUUGUCGACGAUUUUAUUGAACUUUGUACGCAUUGCCACUCUGCAAUCUGCUGCCGUAUGACACCAGCGCAUAAAGGACUGUUUGUCAGCCUUUUCAAAAAGAAACUAGGCACUGUUAUGAUGGCUAUAGGCGAUGGUGGUAACGAUUGCAACAUGAUUCAAACCGCCGACGUGGGUAUUGGUAUCAAGGGUAAAGAGGGAUUGCAAGCCUAUAACGUUUCCGAUUAUGGUAUCGGGCAAUUCCGGUUUUUGGUACCAUUGAUUCUGGAUCAUGGACGCAAUUGCUAUCGCAGAAUUGCCAAAACGGUGGCUUACAUGUUCUAUAAGAAUAUUACUCUCAUCAUGCCCAUAUUCUUCUAUGGUUACUUGUCUUUGUUCAGCGGGCAGCGCAUUCUCCUAGAAGUAUUAGUUGCACUUUACAACGUGUUGUUCACAGGAAUCAGUGUUAUUCUUGUUGGAUCGAUCGACCGCGAUAUUGAUAGGUCUUUGAGUUAUCAAUACCCUCACGUCUAUCAAUUAGGACAACGUAAUUACUAUCUCAAUCCUAAGGUCUUCCUUGGAUGGUUAUUUAACAGCUUUAUACACGCCGUUGUGAUCUUUUUCGUCGUGACAUUUGGUCUCAGCGACAGGUAUACAUUGCCCGGUGGAUCUGGAAUGCCACUUAACAGUCAACAGCUGGGUGUAGGCAUGAUGCUUAUUGUUAUGGUUAUCGUAAGUAGUAAAUUGAUCAUGGAAACUUGGUUCUAUACACGACUAACAACGGCAACGUACCUAUUCAGCUUUUUCAACUUUUUGCUGUGUAUAUACGUUGUAUCACUAUCAUCCAAAUUGGGAAGCGCUCUAUUAGGUGGUGCAAUGAUCCUCAUGAGUAAUGGAAGAUUUUGGAUAGUGUUACUCACCUCUACCAUGGCUGCCUUGUAUCGUGACUACUUAACCAAGGUGAUACACUACUCAUUCAUGCCUCAUUACUAUCAAUAUGUGCAGCGCAAAGAGUACCUUGCAACAGAAUUACCCUCAUUCACUGAAUCGCAUUGAGUGUGCCUACAAAAUUAGGCCAGAGCCAUUAAAUGGCAGUUAUGUUAACCUGUUCGUGUUGCUUAGCGCCUGAACAGAUGCGAUGCCGAGGACCUGAAAAUUUGGGUCUGAUCAUCUCGCCCAUUCACUGUAACAUAACUAUGACACAUUAUGGCAUCGUCUCCGUCCUUAAGGGUCUCCUUAAGUUUCACAAUAAAACACUGUUACCAUAGACUGAUUUGAAUAUGC
Molecule: messenger RNA, 3849 nt
Organism: Babesia bovis T2Bo
Lineage: Eukaryota; Apicomplexa; Aconoidasida; Piroplasmida; Babesiidae
Product: phospholipid-translocating P-type ATPase flippase family protein
Exons: 3
Coding region: 82-3621 (1179 amino acids)
Biological process (GO): phospholipid translocation
Cellular component (GO): plasma membrane
Molecular function (GO): ATPase-coupled intramembrane lipid carrier activity; ATP binding; magnesium ion binding
Source: RefSeq, a predicted model, not a curated record